AACUCUGAGACUUGUAACAUUGGGUUACAGUGUAGCAAAAUGGCGACUGUCAUUCAGAAUCCACUUAAAGCGCUGGGUGACCAGUUCUACAGGGAAGCAAUCGAACACUGCCGAAGCUACAAUGCCAGGCUAUGCGCCGAACGUAGCAUCCGCCUGCCCUUUCUGGACUCCCAGACCGGUGUGGCGCAGAACAACUGCUACAUCUGGAUGGAACAGCGCCACCGUGGGCCAGGAGUGGGGGCAGGUCAGAUGUAUACCUACCCCGCCCGGUGCUGGAGGAAGAGGAGGAGGAUGCACCCCCCCGUGGACCCCCAGCUGCGACUGUGUGAGCUCCGACUGGAGGCGGAGCUUGCGCAGAAGAAGGAGGCUCCGCCCGCAGAGAGCACCACGCUGGAGGCUCUGCUGAGAGGAGAUGGGCUGGAGCGGAAGGCACACAGCAACGCUAAGGAGGAGGAGAGCCUGCUCGAGAUACAGAGGGUUCUGGAAGCUGAUGAAAAUGGGGACGGUUUCCUUGAUGAUGAUGACUAUGAAGUGGACGUUCCGAAAAGGAAGCACAGGUCCAAGGGCCGGGGCCGUGGUUCAGGACGACGGAGGGCAGAGGCGGCUUCCAGUGAUGACCAGGACAAGCCCUACGUCUGCGACAACAGAUACAGACAAAAGCAUAACUCACAUACUGCUGGCUCAGUCUGCGGGAAGCGCUACAAGAACCGUCCGGGUCUGAGCUACCACUACACCCACACCCACCUGGCCGAGGAGGAGGGAGAGGAAGAGAGGGACCCCGAGCCGCCCUCACCCCCGUACCACCCCGACAACCACAAACCUCACAAAGGCCCUGACGGGACCGUCAUUCCCAACGACUACUGUGACUUCUGCCUGGGCGACUCGGACUCCAACAGGAAGACCGGCCAGGCAGAGGAGCUGGUUUCCUGCUCAGACUGUGGCCGCUCCGGCCACCCUACCUGCCUGCAGUUCUCCGACAGCAUGAUGCAGGCUGUGCGUACCUACCACUGGCAGUGCAUCGAGUGCAAGUCCUGCAGUCUGUGCGGCACAUCUGAGAACGACGAUCAACUCCUAUUCUGUGAUGACUGUGACCGUGGGUACCACAUGUACUGCCUGAAGCCCCCUAUGACCCAGCCUCCCGAAGGGAGUUGGAGCUGUCACCUAUGCUUAGACCUCCUGAAGGACAAGGCCUCCGCAUUUAUUGGCCCUUAGUGCCGCCGCACCAGACUGCUACUGACACAGUGAUAUUGACACACACCACACCGCAGGGGAUUAAAAAACUUAAAUUAUCUUUGUGAUAACAUGGAGCUUGCAGUUGUUUAAAUAGUUAGCAUAUCCACUGUUAUCUGUGCCAAGUACCAAUAGGUAGCCAAGAUAUUGCAAUAACACUCACAAAGAAUUGUUGUUACACACACACACACACACACACACACACAUAGACACUAAUUUAGUGUUAUUUUGGCUCUCUGUAACACAUAGAGCCUAAUUUCUCUUGAAAAGUGAGUAUAUGAAGAGACAUCUUUGGCACUUACCACAUAAUGGGGGCAUACACAUACUGAAAUGAUCACACAGUGAGCACACAUUGACCUCAAACUGAUUGUACAUCAGUCACACAAAAACCAUAAAGUUACCUCAAAUUGACCGGGCACAGGGUUGCUGUGGUCUGUCCUUUCUGUUUGGCACUAUUUUUCUUUUUCUAUCAAUAUAGCAUCGAUGCUAUCAUUCUCAUCUUAUUCGGUUGAGUGUACUGUGCAUUUGUCUGGAGUGACUUAUCCGACAAGAAAGAGCGUGUAAAACAUUGGCCUGGGAACAUUAGUGGAAUGAGCACCCCCAUGUAUUGAACAUGUGAUUUUGACUAGUAUCCUUGUUUUGUUACAUACUGUGUGUUAAAUAUUUUGAGUCCAUCUCAUAGGGGGGGGGAGCACAGACAAUGACUGACCAAGUAUCUCAUCAUGAACAGAAGACAUGACAACACAAACAUUCUUGUGCUCUCGCCGGCAAUGCUGAUACUUAAAAUAUUGUAUGUACUGUAUGGCCCAUGUACUGUACAUCUACCCACUUCAGUUCCAUAUUUAAAAUCCAGUGAUAGCUUUUUGGCUUGUGUUUAACAUAGGCCAAAAAUGCAUGACUUAACAGUCUCCCAAUCACAUACAUUAUUGGCAUUUGGCAGACGCUCUUACAAUACAACAUACAAGCCCAUAUGCUGGUUGUCCCUGUAAAUAUGUGUGCUAUGACAUAGUCUCUUUAUGUUUCUAGCUGACAUUUCCCAACAUGCAUUUACAAAUACGUAUACGUAUUUAAGUUAGGAAGGAUGUGUUGAUUUGUUAAAGGUAUGCUCUGGGCUGUUUAUAUCAAUUAUUUGUAAACUGAGGUUUGGAUAACCAAAAACCUAUGGGGGAUGGGGGAAAAUGAAUUAUAAUUUGUUUCUUUUUAGUUGUUUAAUCUGUUCUUGAAAAUCUAAUAUAGAGCGCAAAAUUGUUGUAACAAACUGGAAAUAGAUGAUAACUAUUGUGUUAUGACAAUCAUGGGGUAGAAUGAAACAGAUUAGUAUUGUUUUAGCUGUUCAUAUCCAGCUUCUUAGCCAGCUCCAAUCACCAGCUGACUACUUGUCAUUUUUAAACCUAAAUGUAGACAUUUUGUAUUUGUGACCUAGGGCUUUGUAGCAUGUAGGAAACCAUUUUCAUUGUUUUCAUUAUUUUUAUGCUAUUAUUUUGGUAUUUGAUACAGGAAAUGCCUGCAUGUAGAAGUAUUCAUGGCAAUGGGUCUGGUUGACUGGUCUCACUGUACACACCGCUCUGAAAUAUAUCUGCAUUUAACCUUUAUUUAAACAAGAGAGUAAUCUCACAUUAAAGUCUCUUGGAAGAGAGGCCAAAAGGCUUCAAUGACACUGAAAUGCUGCACCAAAUUGUGGAUUCUACUCCUCAACAGAGGUAAAAAGUCCAGGGGUCAGAAAGUAAAAGUCCUGCCAUGUGUUUCUUCCACCCAUGAACCCAUUUCACUCAUUAGUUCUAACGUAAACUGUGUUCCGAACAGAACAUGGGGAAGCGGCCACUAUCGCCAGAAAUUAAAGCCCAUUCAAUAAUAGUUUGUUUCAUGAGGAAUGUGGUUUAUGAUCUUGGUUGCUUAUUGACCAUCUCAGACACUAAAACACUUUGAUGACUGUGAAUUGGACCAAUAAUUAUAGAGAAACAACAAAUAACUGCACAAAUAACUGUGAUCGGAAGACCGUGUUAGCCCACAAUGGUCUGAACGCCACCGUAUAAGCCUGCCUGGUUCAUAGUCUCUCAUUAGCAAGAGCUUCCCCACCACGAUGUCACAGUGGAGCACUAUUACCAUGUCACUGUAUGCUGAAAUGGAUCGCGAAUGCGACUGUUUGGAACAUGGUGAGCUAACUUGGUGUUCAGAACACGGUGAGUUUACGUUACCUCCUGGCUGAAGAAUUGUACCAAUUUGCAAAUCCAGGUGGUUGGAACAAAAUAAUGGGGAGGACUUUUACUUUCUGGAUUUUACACCUUUGGUCCUCAAUCUUUAUCACAACCUUUGACCCUAGCAUCGUGUUACCUCAGAUAAGGCUGUGCUUUUGUGGUCUUGCCCCACGAGAACCAGUAAAGUUCUCAGAAGCAUGACCUAGGCUCCUAGACUGUUUACCGUGAGACACAGAAUGGAUGCUUCUGUGGCUCACUCUUGUAGCUCUUGUCCUGGAAAAGUCCUUGCAGGCUGUCGAAGUAAAAACUGAUCAUGCGAGAGACCCUGGAAUCUGUGGUUUGAGCUUUUCUCUCUCCUUUCUAGGUCUGGAACCAUGUUCAACCAGAUGGUAAACAAUUGAGUACAAUUAUACAGUCAAAAGCCUGCAGUGUUCCUUGACUGAGAAAACAGGACUGACUUUAAGAGGGCAAUACUGUUGUUUCACAUCAGAAACCACAUUCAUGUGCAAACCCUUAAGUAUUUGUUUACUUGCUAUGUGUAUAAUAUUGGAAUGCAAAUAAAAACAGGGUGUGUCUGUGUAACUGAGAAAACUCAAAGGUGCAGUGGUUUUACUAGAGUGUAACCACUUCCUCUUGCGAUUUGUUG
Messenger RNA from Conger conger (European conger), 4071 nucleotides. Its product is annotated as zinc finger protein DPF3-like. Gene Ontology annotation, biological process: nervous system development. The transcript has 12 exons. The record is from RefSeq and is a predicted model, not a curated record. Gene Ontology annotation, cellular component: nucleus; nBAF complex. Lineage: Eukaryota; Metazoa; Chordata; Actinopteri; Anguilliformes; Congridae. Bases 40 to 1212 code for a protein of 390 amino acids.